Molecule: messenger RNA, 2198 nt
Organism: Brassica napus (rape)
Lineage: Eukaryota; Viridiplantae; Streptophyta; Magnoliopsida; Brassicales; Brassicaceae
Product: agamous-like MADS-box protein AGL53
Exons: 1
Coding region: 1097-2008 (303 amino acids)
Molecular function (GO): protein dimerization activity; DNA binding
Source: RefSeq, a predicted model, not a curated record
CAAGAUGAAGAUGGAACCCGUGACGAGGAAGACGAGGAGAAGUGUUACUUAGAGUAUCCUAACGUUGAGGAUGUAAACAAUGUGUGAUCUUAGCGAUGAAGAUUAGUGUGACUUUAAUAUAUGCUACUACGGUCCUUGAGCUCCCUAACAAGUACUAUCAAACAAUGUGUAUUUUGAAAAAUAAAAUAAUUUUGAAACUUUGAGUAUUUAUUCAAACAACGGAUAUAUACAGAGUUGAUAACUUGAUAUGGAUCCCCAAAUAAAUUGGUGCUACGCUGUCACAAUAUGUGUCUCUUUCCCUUUCCGUUGUUCCACGCUCUCUGUUUCGUGUUUAGGCAUUUUUCACAUUUUAUAUAUUUUACCUUAAUUAUACUUUUUGAAUUUUCCUUCCGUUUUGGGAAAUGUUUCUAACUUGAGUUAAUCGUCAAAAGCUAGAGUCAAUUUUGUUAUCUUAUUUCCGGUAAAUUAUAUUUUUUAAUUUCCACAAAUAUUAAAACAACACCAGCAACAUCCCGUGAAUCAUACCGCCUCACCUAUUUUCGCACCUAGUUGAAAAAUAAGAUAACAAAAGCAAAUAGAAAGGAGAGAGCAGAAGAGUGGAGAAAAGAAAUCCAAUGAUUGUAACAACCGAGAAACUUAAUUUUACGAGAAUGAAAAAAAAAUAUUCGCAGUUAAUUAAUUUAUUAAAUCAAUUAAUAAUAAAUUAUGUGUACCGAGUAACCGAGUGGAGAAAUCAAAUCAAGUCUAACACCAAGCAACACUGAUUCGCAAAUCUCUAUCUAUAUCACCGAUUAACGACUGGAAGAAAAGAAAACUUUAUGUAAUUAAUUAUUUUAUUAUUAACAUGUAUACAACAACGGUAUAAACUUUCAACGGCUAUAUGAAAUAGUGAAAAAUGGAAAUUACCGAGUAAGAAAAUGGAAAUUACCGAGUAAGAAAAUUGGAAAUUACACUGAUUUAAUUGUUAAAAAAGGAAAUCAGCAAGGAUCAUCAAAAUCUAUAAAUAUACGCAGCCCUAAACCUUCUGGUCACGCUACUAAUAAUCACUCACAAUUCACUUCUCUCUGUAAAACUCUCUAAGCUUUUUGUUUUUGCCAUGGAUUCUCUUUCUUCUUCUACUUCGACAAAGAUGAAGAACAACAACAAGCUCUCUGUCAGAAACGAAACCCGUUUCAAGAAAUCAUUCUUGUUGUUAAGAGAGAAGACCGUUCUCAAGAAAGCGUUAGAGCUUUCCAUUCUCUGCGACAACGAUAUUUGUGUGAUACAUUACGAUCGCGAAGGAAAUCUCGUCAACACGUACCCUGAAGAUCAGUGCCAAGUCAAAGACAUUCUCGAGAGGUAUAACAGAUUAAGCGACAGAGAAAAAAUCAAGAAAAACACAAAUCUUUCACAGUUCUAUAACAAGAAACUCGUUGACGAGAAGAGGAGAUCCCUUACCGACGCAGAGGAACGCAAAAAGUUCACAAAGAAAGUUGGAGAGUUCAAGGGUUCGCUUGUAGAUCAGUUACUUGUAUUACAAGACAGGGCUCGUUACCUUCUUUACUCCCAGGAUCAUCAGACCGAGCCUUCUUCUGGCUUCUUACCCCACAAUGACUUCUCCUCUUCACUAAUAGACGAGGUGGAUCCAUUGAUGAACUUUUGUCCGCCGGUAAUUGAUAAUCUUGUUUCUGAUCAUCAACAACAAAUAGGAUCAUCAAUAACGAAUCUUCUCAUGAGUGGUGAUAAGUCAACACCUGCCGGUUCCUCCAAUCAUCAGAGUAAAUUCUCAAUGUUUCUGUUUAACCAUGAAACCGCUACGUUUACUCAACUUCCCAACUCUGUUUUUUCAAGCUUUGACCAAGGGUUGACUCCGUGUAGCAACAAUCUCCUUACGGCUUCACAUGGGGCACAAGAUUAUAACUUUGGUUACGGAAACAAUCUGAACGCACAAGGGUUCAACUUUGGGUGCAGCAACAAUCUCAACACACAAGGCUUUAACUUUGGGUGCAACAACAAUCUAUGUGCAUGACUGAGCACUUUGGCUAAGGCACUUCAGCCUCGUUUAGAUCCUCACAGACACCACAUUGGAACUCUUACUGAUCAACCCAUGGCUUCUGAUUAAUUCAUCUUAUUAAUCAAUUGUGUAUUUACUCAUUUUGUUUUUGCAUUUGUGUAAAUCUCUGGAAAUCAAGUUCGUAUUCCUUUUUUAUCACUGAUUA